Messenger RNA from Epinephelus lanceolatus (giant grouper), 4070 nucleotides. It is a transcript of the gene gch1, whose product is annotated as GTP cyclohydrolase 1. The record is from RefSeq and is a predicted model, not a curated record. Gene Ontology annotation, molecular function: GTP cyclohydrolase I activity; GTP binding; zinc ion binding. Gene Ontology annotation, biological process: tetrahydrofolate biosynthetic process; tetrahydrobiopterin biosynthetic process. NCBI's taxonomy places the organism in Eukaryota, Metazoa, Chordata, Actinopteri, Perciformes, Serranidae. Gene Ontology annotation, cellular component: cytoplasm.
UGAAAGAGGAGCGCGCACUUUAACUAAAAACAGAAGUGAUCCGUGAAAGAGGAGCAGAAACUGAUCCAACAAGUGCUCAGCUGACAGGAAACACACGGUGAACACAGCACAACAAGUGAUGGAGCACUCCAAACAGACACAGUACGGCUCUAACGACAAGAAAGACACCGGGGACAGCGGCUCCGUGAUGAACGGACACUUUGACGGGAUGGUGAAGCGGCCGGCCGGCGGCACCGUGCGCGCCGCCGCUCCUCAGCCUCCGCCGGGCGCCGAGUCCUGCUCGCACCGGCCCGUGAUGGAGAGCUGGAGGGAGGAGCGCACCAGGAGCGUGGAGGACAACGAGAUGAGCCUGCCGUCCCUGGCCGCGGCUUACACCACCAUCCUGCGGGGGCUCGGGGAGGACCCCCAGCGGCAGGGGCUCCUCAAAACCCCCUGGAGGGCCGCCACCGCCAUGCAGUUCUUCACCAAGGGCUACCAGGAGAAAAUUAUCGACGUGCUCAACGACGCCAUCUUCGAUGAAGACCACGACGAGAUGGUGAUUGUCAAAGACAUCGACAUGUUCUCCAUGUGUGAACAUCAUUUGGUGCCCAUCUUUGGCAGGGUUCACAUCGGUUACCUCCCCAACAAGAGAGUUCUGGGCCUCAGCAAGCUGGCCAGGAUCGUUGAAAUCUACAGUCGUCGACUACAAGUUCAGGAGAGGUUGACCAAACAAAUUGCUGUGGCAAUCACCGAGGCGCUGCAGCCCACCGGGGUCGGCGUGGUCAUUGAGGCAACUCACAUGUGUAUGGUGAUGCGAGGCGUUCAGAAGAUGAACAGUAAAACCGUCACCAGCACCAUGUUGGGAGUUUUCAGGGAAGACCCAAAAACCCGCGACGAGUUUCUGACACUGAUUAGGAGCUGAGGAGGAUGAAGCUCUUCCUCUUCCUCCACCUCCUCCUCCUCCUCCUGUUGCCUGGGGUUACCUCCACCUGCACGGACCAGCCACCGUGCCAUCUGUGUGUGUGUGUGUGUGUGUGUGUGUGUGUGUGUGUGAGAGAGAGAGAGAAGAGUGUGUGUGUGUUUCCAUCUCACCAAAGGCAGUGACAGAGUGCUUACUGUGUUUUCAGUCAACCUCUUUUUAUUAGUCAGGUGAGGUCGAGUGUUGCCGUGGUGAUUUCUGUGUCAGAGGCCGCGGACUGACAUGUUGUUUGCUUUUGUGCGACUGAACAGACUUUACCCCUGUUUGUUCGCGUGAGUUGUACGUGUGUGCAUCAAUCAAAUAUUAGUCGUUGGCCCUGAAAGGAGAGUUUAACAGAAAGAUAAAAUUAAUUCACAAAAACCCAAUUAUUAGUCUUUUGCAUUUUGAGAUCACAUUAUUUUAGUUGAAAGGCCCUUUAUACACAGUUUGACACAAAUAAAUAACACACAAAAAAAUGAAUAAUUUGCAGGAAAAAUGAAAACCAGCAUCAGGUUUACAGUAAUAAUUUGUUUUUAAGCGGAGUGAUGUAAAAUAUCUGCACAGAACAGUCUGAUUUUUUGAACAAUACUGUAAAUGUGGGACUUAAAAACAGAGAUUCUUAUAAAUAACUUGAGAUAUAUUCAGGAAACAUGACGAGGCUAAAGGCGGAAACUAUGAAUUAAAAAACUGAACAUUGAAUUUAAAAAAUAAUGCAAGUGUUUCAUCUGAGACUAUUUCACAAAGCAUUUUCAGCUCCCAAGUCAGAGAAAAGUGUUUAUUCACCCUUUUUAAACAGAGAUCUCGCAAUACUGCCGAGAAGAAGAUUCACCAUGACACCGUUAUAAUGCUGCCCCGGUUUUUGACUUUAGAUAGCGUGCUGACUCUGCAGAAAAAUGCAGUUUGUAACACAUUAAAUAAUCAGUUGCUUUAUGUAGAAUCAUCAGAUUACUGGAUAAAGAUUUGUUUCUUCGACUAGAAAUAAAAUUCUUAGCAUCAACAUGCAGAUGGUGUUUGAUACCAGAAACAAAAUAAAUAGGAUGACUGAGAGAAGACACACUGAGAUUUAAUAACUGCUGAUUAUAAGGAACAUCUAAAGCUGAAACUAUUAGUUGAUUGAUAGAAAAUUACUUGCAGCCAUUUAAUAAUUAAGUCAUUGUUUAGGUCAUUUGUCAAGGAAACAUGUCAAACAUUUACAGCUCCUGAAUUUUAACUUUUUUAUGUUAUUUAAAUAAAAUAUCUUUAGGUUUCAGCCUGUUUGAAGAUACUUUGGGGCCUUUUUCACUUUUUUUUAGACUAAACAACUUUUUUAAUAAUUGAUUUAAAAACACUGAAAAAUAAACUGACUAUGAAAAUAAUUGUUGGCUGCAGCCCUAGAUAGAAGUUCUCCCCUAUAGCAGAUCCAUUUCUUUUAAAUCUUUUCACACGUGUGUAACACUCUGUCACACCUCAGAAACCUCAGAUUACAAACAUCUUUUCCUUUUAUUCAGGACUUUUUGUUCAGCUGAGAUUCUGUCAAUUUAAAACUAGAAUUAAAGAAUUAAAUGUUUUUAUUACAAAUAUUUAGAGGUUCAGUGUGUAAGAUUUAGGGGAAUUUAGUGGCACCUAGCGCCACGAGGAGGACUGCAGAUUGUAACAAGCUGAAACUUCUCCCGGUUAGGAAUCCUUCAGCGUUUAUUGUUCAGUCAGUUCAGUGUUUUACUGGGAGCUGAAUUAUCCAUAGAGGUCUUGUCCUCUCCAAAACAAACAGACCCAGUGAUUCAAACCAGUGAAGAACAAAGAGUAAAGCAAUUUGACGUUACAAAUCAGUGUCACUAUAACGCUGUUUGGCAUCCUGGAGACGGGCGGCUCACCCACCACCUGCUAAUAUGAGCUCACCUUUUUUCAGAUGCAGAAAUCGGUUUCACAAACAUCCUUGAGUCUUUUCCUUAACGUUUCCUUAAAAUGUUUACUUAACAAUUUAAGGUUUUCUCCUCAUCUUGGUUCUUGUCCUUAAGGAAUUGCUUCAAGUUUGUUAAACUGUUGGACCUUAGCAGCCAAAGUAGGACGGACAACGGGAAAGGCCUGUCUAGAGCCUGUGCUAUGUUUGUCCGUUCUGGGCUACCAUAGAAACAUAGCAGUGCAACAUGGCAAUCUCCAUAUGCAAGAACCCAUUCCCUAUUAGAUAUGAAUUGCUCAUUCUAAGGUAACGAAAACACAAUGAUUCUUAUUAUCAGGUGAUUAAAUACUAAAGAAAUCAUGCUUAUAUUAUAGAAUAGAAUAGAAUAGAAUAAGUCUUUAUUGUCCACCAGGGUGGAAAAUUGUCUUCGGCUCACCAAAAUACAGGACGUAGCAUAACAUAACACAUAACAGAGCUAAAAUAUGAACAAAGCCAAAACACAAGGUAAAAAUUCAUAUAGAUAAUAGAAUUAUAUUCAAUUUCUGCCAAUAUGUCCGCCUAAAUCCUAAACACUGAACCUUUAAAUAUAAAACAUCGUGGAACAUUUGCCGCAAAAUCAUCAGGGUAAAAUAAGCAAAACGCAUCUGAGAAUAAACAGUAUUUAGCAUCUUAUUAUUAUUAAUAUUGUUAUAAGAUCCUGAGCGAGGGUCUGCCUGUACGUGCCAACUCGCCUCUCAAUUAAAACCAAAAGAUGACUUCACAGUGACGUGACGAGGCAGCCGGAGAGAUGCUGAGCUGCAGACUCACCGUCUGAAAACAAACUGAUUCUUUUUAUUUCCAUGAGAGGCAAAUUAAAUGUGUGUAUGUGUGUGUGUGUGUAUGUUAAUGUGUGUGUGUUCCUCACAGUUUUCAUCCCAGCAGAUGAACAGUGUGGAGAUAAGUGUGUGUGUGUUGUUUAGUGACUUUGUGUUACUCGUGUAGCAUUUUUUUUUUUUUUUGCAUAAUGUCCCCAGACAGAUUUUGGGAGGUUUUAACUUGUGAAAUGUGCUGAUGGGAGUUAUGUGUGUGUGUGUGUGUGUGUGUGUGUUGGAGGGAAGAUGAACACUGACAAACGGCUCUGAUGAUGUUGUUUUUGUGGCCUUGUUGAGAAGGACGGCCUGUUGUUUGGCCUCUUCACCAUCAUUGUCACUUUAUGUACUGUUUUCAUUUCAGAUACUUUUUAAUCAAAGAAAAUAAAACUCUAUGUGACAACGAUGA